Messenger RNA from Helobdella robusta, 1131 nucleotides. RefSeq lists its product as hypothetical. The coding region runs from base 1 to 1131 and encodes 376 amino acids. Lineage: Eukaryota; Metazoa; Annelida; Clitellata; Rhynchobdellida; Glossiphoniidae. The transcript has 4 exons. The record is from RefSeq and is a predicted model, not a curated record.
AUGCACCCAUCCCUUGUGGCUUUUGCUUUUUCAUCCUCACAAACUCCCGAAACUUCAUCACACCACGUCCCGAAAACUUCAUCACACCACGUCAUCUCAGUGUUCUGCGAGUCGGACCUGACCUGCACGGCCUGUCACAGAGACAUUGAUGUCAAGAAGACUGGCUCCUUGCAUGGCCACCCUGUCCUCAAUGUCCUCAUCUGCAGGAAAUGUUUCAAGUGGUAUACAAGUGGUGACAUAGAGAAGGGUGAAGACGGCGUGGACCUGCAGUGUCGAUGGUGCGGUGACGGGGGGGACUUGUUCUGCUGUAACACUUGCACCAACGUCUUUUGCAAGGACUGCAUUAAAACUAAUUUGGGGCUGUCGGAACUUCGUAGGGUCGAAUUGAGUGACAAAUGGAUGUGCUACAGUUGUGACAACACUCCUCUGACAUCACUGACCAACAAAUACAUGGAGAUCGUGAAUGCCCGCCAGAAGAAUUAUGACAUCGUCGUCAAGGAUGACGUCGAAAGAUCAAAUGAUGAGGAGGAGGAGGAAGUUGCAGUACCUCUCAGUAACCUGAAUGUUCCAUCCUUGUUCGAAUGGUCAUCCCUCAAACUCAACUUACAGGAUGACUCCAGUGUUGAAGAUAAGAUGAAAUAUCUUGAAGACAGUCUGACCACACUGCUUCCCAUCUCCAGAACGUUAUCAAAUUCUCUUUCUUAUGCUUUACUUCAGCUUAAAAAGGUUGACCCCACCAGCCAAGCAAAAUGCACCAGCAAGUUGCACGAGAUAUCCAACAAAGUCAACUCCAACCUUUCCACACUCCUACAGAACUUUCAAGUGGUGAACAAAGUUGAAACGACGUACGCUAACAACAAGACCAGAAACAACAACAACAGUGAUAAAAGUCAUAAAAAACAGAAAAGUGUACAAAUCAUGAAACAGGAGAGACCUGAGAAAACUUUGGAUGUUAAAUCUGCAACAGCAGCAGCAAUGAUAAGAUCGAAUGAUUCAACGAGUCCCAGGAUCAAACUGACCAUCUCGAAGAAGUCCAUCACAUCUGCAAGCAACGAACUGAUUGGCGACUCUUAUGGUUGCUCGCUCUAUGAUAAGGAGGAGGAGCCAAUGAAUGAAGGGGAAGGAGUCUAA